GGUCGAGAGUAAUGCAGAAAGGGAUAAACUUUUAUAAAAAUCUGUUGCAAUGUCUAGUAAAAAGUUUAUGCAGAAAUAUCAACUAACAUGGUUCUUAUUCUAUGUAGCCGGCCUUAUCGGUAAUUACCUGGGUGCCUCUCACAUGCGGGUCUUUAUUAUUUCCGUUUUAAAAAAAAUGUUCAAAAGGGUAGAGGAGCUUGAGAUACUAAAGAAAAAUCAUAUACAAACCAUGAAGCUUCUUGAAUACCUUGCAAAAGAUGGGAUGUACUGGGAUUUAUUCAGUAUGGGAUCUUCCAAGCAGGGGACGGUGAGUGACGAUGAUGAUUAUGAUGAUGAUGAUGAUGAUGAUGAUGUCCGGGAGAAAAAGUUUUUAAUUAAAGAACUUCUGAAAGUAACUGAGAGUGUAGUAGAGAAACGUAUUAGAGAACCAACAAGAUGGUCUGAAUCACUUCACAAAGUGAUUAAAGAACUUCUGGAGCUAACCGAUAGCCUAGCAAAGGAACCAAUAAGAGCAGCGACAAGAUGGACCGAUUCACCUCUCAUAGUAGGUGCCAAGAUGGGGCUACAUGAUUUUGUAGAACAAAUUUUGAAGGUACAUCCACAAUCAGCUCGGCUCAAAGACUCAGAAGGGAGAAAUGUCCUACAAGUUGCGAUUAAACACGGGCAUGUGAAGAUUGUGAAGCUUAUAGCUGGGAUGAUAUCAGGACCUAAUCCGACGUUGCCAUCUUGGUUGCUGUGGGACAUUGAAGAUGACGCUAUGAAAAACACUAUCCUGCAUUAUGCUGCUGAAACAACCAUCAAAAGAGAAGGGUUUGCACUGCAGAUGCAGCACGAGAUCAAAUGGUUCGAGAUGGUGAAGAAACUGCUCCCAAAGGAUUUGGUGAACACCAGAAACUCAAAAGAGGAGACUGCUCAAGAGCUGUUCAACGAGAAUCAUGCAGAGAUGGUGAAGAGUGGAAGGAAUCAGCUGAUGGAAAUAGGGAAGACAUGCUCAGGUCUCCUGGCAGCAGUGGUGUUCGCCACUAGCUUCAGCAUUCCCGGAAGCAAAGACUCGGACAGUAUAACAGGACCUUCUAACAAUAACGUGACUAACAGUAGUGAAGGGAACCAUUUCCAGGAUGAGUCAGUGGGGUUCAUAGUGUUCAGUCAUGUGUAUGUGAUUGGGUUGUCAUGUGCGACGUGUUCUCUUUUGCUUUUCUUGUCAUUGUUGAUUUCCAUCUAUAGUUUGGAAUCCUUCAGGAGAGCUCUUCCGACCAAGUUCAUCCUGGCGAUUGUGUCCUUCUUGCUGGCCUUGGCGGCACUUCUGGUGGCCUUCAUAUGCAACGUAUACCUUAGUAUUUACGGAGGGGGGACACCAAAGGCUAAGGACUUGCUACCACUCAUCCUUGAGCUGACCGGCUUCCCAUUCCUGUGCGUCGUUGCUUGGUUCUUAGGUGGCUUUGGCAUUCCUUUUUCGAAUGUCAUUUUAAAUAAAUUCCGUCGAUAAGUGCCGCCAUACAUGCAUGCACGCACGCACAUAUACGUACGGUUGUUUUGUGUUAAGUUUGUGUUGAACAGUGUUUUCUUUUUCUUUUAUUGCUAGU
This is a messenger RNA of Dioscorea cayenensis subsp. rotundata (Guinea yam), 1583 nucleotides long. RefSeq lists its product as uncharacterized. The transcript has 5 exons. The record is from RefSeq and is a predicted model, not a curated record. The coding region runs from base 50 to 1486 and encodes 478 amino acids. NCBI's taxonomy places the organism in Eukaryota, Viridiplantae, Streptophyta, Magnoliopsida, Dioscoreales, Dioscoreaceae. Gene Ontology annotation, molecular function: protein binding.